UAAAGCAGCGCAAAUCUGGUGAAUCUCCUUCAGCAGAGUUGACGGCUGACACUCCUUCAGCACUGGUGAAAAUAUUAAGGCUUGCCGUAAAAAGUAUGGGACUAGAUCCACUCAAGCUGCCGGAUAAGUCCCUAAAAGUUCCAGUUUUGGGUGGCAUGCAGCUGCACAAUGGCAGCCUCUCAGGCCUCGGCAGCAUUCGGAGCACUGGGCCAAACUACUUGAGGUCUGACGAUCGCGGCACGGAACUUCACAUUGACAUGGGCACUGGGAGUGUCGCAAUCAACUAUACCACAACUAUUUCUGUGCUGUUUCUUUCUGUAGACGUAUACAUAUUUGUGGACGUCGACAGUACUCGCUUGACGGUUACGAUAAAUGAGACGAGCAAUGCAAAGUUGGCUCUGCAGUCUUUCGAGAUUAUGUCACUGCAGGGGCUUGAUAUUCGACUGAAAGCAUUGAAAUUGACUGAUCCGGCCACGAACGCGAUCUUAGGAACUGCAACAACAGUACUCAGAGGCCUAAUAAAGGUCGUAGCUGAGUCCAUCAUGCGCGAAAUGAUAAUUGAAGUGAUUAAAAAAGUAAACGAACAGCUAUGAC
Molecule: messenger RNA, 594 nt
Organism: Rhipicephalus microplus (southern cattle tick)
Lineage: Eukaryota; Metazoa; Arthropoda; Arachnida; Ixodida; Ixodidae
Source: RefSeq, a predicted model, not a curated record